AAUUUAUACUAACCAAGAGUUUAAUAUAUUAAAUUCAAUGUUGAGUCUGAAAGAAAUUAUAAAUUUAGGUUUACAUUUAAGAAAAUAUUUAACGAGCAGUGCAACGCAGCUGCUGCCAACAAUAAAGAUGCGCAAUGUAUAUAAAGUUGAGGAUUCAAAUACGUUAGAGAUAGCUUGUAAAUUGCUUUGUGAUGAUAAAGUUAUAGGAUUACCAACGGAUACGGUUUAUGGUUUAGCAUGUGAUGCCAAUAAUGAAAAAGCAAUACAAAAAGUUUACGAUAUAAAAGGACGUCAUUUCGACAAGCCUGUUUCAAUAUGUGUGAAGAAUCUUACAGCAUUACGACGAUUUGGAGAUGCACGACAUCUUGAAGAUGAACUUCUUAAGCGUUUAUUUCCAGGACCAAUAACUAUUGUUAUUGAACGUACAAACCAUUUAAGUAAUCAGUUUCUUAAUCCAAAGAGUAGCAAAAUUGGUAUAAGAAUACCAGAUUAUCAGUUUAUACGAAAUCUAUGUGAAAUGUAUAAUGCACCUUUGGCAUUGACAAGUGCAAAUCGCUCUUCUGAAAAGAGUAGUUUAAAUGUUGAUGAAUUUAGUGGGCUUUGGCCAGAGCUCGGGGCUGUUUUUGAUGCUGGACAAAUUGGUCUUACUGAAGAGAGAAGAUCCGCUUCCACAGUCAUUGAUUUAUCACAACCAGGAUUUUAUAAAAUACUUCGUGAAGGUGUUGCAUUAAACGACACAUUAGAAAUUUUACAAGAAUUUGGUAUAAAACCUAAUAAAAAUUCUUGAGUUCUAUUUAAAUGCAGAAAAAUUAUAAAUAAGUAA
This is a messenger RNA of Teleopsis dalmanni, 823 nucleotides long. RefSeq names its product yrdC domain-containing protein, mitochondrial-like. The transcript has a single exon. Gene Ontology annotation, cellular component: cytoplasm. Gene Ontology annotation, molecular function: tRNA binding; nucleotidyltransferase activity; double-stranded RNA binding. Lineage: Eukaryota; Metazoa; Arthropoda; Insecta; Diptera; Diopsidae. Gene Ontology annotation, biological process: regulation of translational fidelity. The coding region runs from base 38 to 787 and encodes 249 amino acids. The record is from RefSeq and is a predicted model, not a curated record.